This is a messenger RNA of Larimichthys crocea (large yellow croaker), 5675 nucleotides long. It is a transcript of the gene prr14, whose product is annotated as proline rich 14. The record is from RefSeq and is a predicted model, not a curated record. The transcript is spliced from 11 exons. Bases 176 to 4063 code for a protein of 1295 amino acids. NCBI's taxonomy places the organism in Eukaryota, Metazoa, Chordata, Actinopteri, Sciaenidae.
AGUUGUUGGAUUUGUAAAAACGGGUAUAUACGAGUCACUGUAGGGCGCCGUCCGGCAUGCCUUGUUUACGGUGAGGUCGGAAUACCAGCCUGCGGUCCAGCUAAACGUUUCAGAAUAAACUCCCACCCCAGGGAUAAGAAAAAGAAGGACAGACAAGGAGAGAGAGAGCAAGGGGAUGUUGACUUAUCCCUCUGACCCACUCCCUCAGAUAGUUUGUCCAAUGGAUGAAGAUGCUAUUCCCCCAAACCGUUUCUGUAGUGCACCUCCCCACAGUGAACCUCCACCACCUCUCCUCCCCCUUCCCUCCAUCACUCCCAGUUGUGUGAAUGAUGGAAUAUCUGGACACAGAAGAAGUGGUCGCUUUCAAGGAAUCAGAGGACAGGCUCCUAAAAAGCAGAGCACUACAGACACUGGAGCAGCUCAGAAACCAUCCAGACAGAAUCCGUCCCCCACAAAGAGACAAAGGGAGAGUAGGAAUAUGGUACAAGCGUCACAGCCGAAGCAGCCAAGAGCUGAAAGCACACAUGGACAGGAGAAACAAAAUGAGGAUGAAUUUGAUUUCAGUUUUGCAGCUGGGCGACAAAACAUACAAAAGGACCAGAAAAGCCCACAGAAAAAAACAAAUGUCUCUGCUGCAGAAAAUGUAGCUGAGCAAUUUUCCGACAAUACCACACAGAAUCUGGACACUACUAAAUCUGACAUGGUUACAUGCAUGGGAUUGGCUGAUGGACACGCUAUUGAAAAUGCAUCUGUCCCCAAAGGAUGGGUGAUCGGGCCCUUGUUUCAGUCAUUCAAGUCGAAGAUGGCCAGUUUUACAGAGAUAGUCAUGAGUCCUGUUAAACUCUUUAAAGCUAAUAGUCCCCCACAGUCCACGGACCAUCCAGACAAACUCGAUGAAUGUGUGCUACAGGCCGAUGGAAUGUCUGAUGCUGAACACUCUGAGCCAAGCGAUAUGUUUCAUGCAGAAGCACAAAGUGAGAAUGGGAAUCAGGGUGCUGAAGCUAAUCAGCAGAGGCUCAGUGAAGAAGGUGCACAAAAUGCAAAAAUUGCUGGUAUUAAAUAUUCUAAAAAAUUAUCGUUUGAGUUGUCAACACACAGCUCUGAGCAGGCAUAUGAAUGUGCAAUAACUAAGACGGAAGAAAACGUACCUGAUUCUGAAGACAGUUCCUUACCCUGCAUUGUUUAUGAGGACGUUUCAGAAUCUGUUGGGUCUGUUUUUAGGUCCUCUAUACUGUUACAGCCCUCUGUCAAUGUAAGUGCCUCACAUGAAUCCAAAUUAAAGACAUCUAGUACUGUAGAGGAGCAGGAAGGAAAACAGGCUGCCCGGCUGAAACCACUGCCUAGGAAAUAUACAGGAAAUAAAAGGAAGGUUACCUCUAAGACUUUUACAUCUGAAGUCAAAAUGGAGGAGUCCAAUCCAGAGCUUAUUGAUGAGCAGCUUUCUCAAAUUACUUUAGUCGAAUUAAACAAAGUUGACUUAAGUGAUAUGAACAGUAUGCUGUUAUUAUCUUCCUCAGUCUGUCAGCCUGCUCAACCGGAAACUGACUGUCCUCAGCAUGGUGAUGAUUGCAAGAAAAUAGAAAGUUGCCACUUGGUUCACCAAAGCCUCCAGAAUAACUUAAAUGACAGCACUAAUAGAAGGACACUGAAACCUAAUUUGGAUACUCAGCAGUUGGAGUGUCAGCCGGACUCUGAAACGUAUUCAGCUACAGGUCUUAGGAGAGCAAAGACGGAGCUGAAACUGGACUGUCAUUCCCAAGACUUGAAGAGAAAAAGAUUGACCGUGGAUAUAUGUACAAAGCAGACAAAAAAGCCACCAAGAAAGGACAUUUUCUUGACAGAUAUCAUUGAAAAUGAGAAAGAAAUGUUGAAGUCUGCGAGAAAAGGGCCAGCUGUUUUAACAAGAGCAACUAAGAAAGGAAAAACUGGACAACAAAUGCUUGCUACGAUAAAUGAAACCAUGUUAAACACACAGACUGAAAGUUCCUCCAAUGCGAUGUCGGUUUGCUCGCUGGAUAAAAGCACUGGCGUGUCAGUGGACAGCAGCAACAAGGUGAAGCCCAGUGGUUCAUGCAAAAGACUAAAGACAAGAACAGGUCUGGGUAAACCUGAUGUAAACAGUGAUAACAGUAUGGAUCUGGAAACAACCAUUGCAGUCACCUCUACAAAACAAGCUGAUCAGACGCCGUUAUCAGAAGUCUUUGUCUGUCCUGAUAUAAAGCAGCUCCAGAGCACAAGACAGUGCAGGAAUAACAAGAAACCACUAAAACGGAAAUCACCAAAUCAAGCGAUUUCAACUACAGGAGCAGACAGCACAUUGGUUUCUACAUCAUCAGAACUAUCAACAGAGCCAUUAGAAGUCACAACCACAGAUUUUAAUAUCUCUCAGCAUCUUCAAAAAGAAGAGCGUGGGAAAACAGGGCUGAACCAGCCUCCCAAAAGACCCAAAAGGGGUUUUAGAGGUGCUGUUAAAUCAUCUGUGCCUGAUGGUAGUCAAGAGACAAAGCAGUGUACCCCUGACCUUCCUCUGAUAACCAAAGAAAAUCAGUCUGAAGAGAGCAAAGGUAAAAUCUCAGUGGACCCUGUAUACUUUGAAAUGAUACCUUUUGAAAGUCAACAUGGUCCUUCACCCUCCGGACUUCCUUUAGACCGUUCUGUACUAUUAAAUAAUAUAGAUCGGAAAGAAAAGGGUACUUCUUCUGUGGCAGAUGAGAUAUUUCCCAGUGAUGCUGAAGCUACUAGCCACAACAGCAUCGGUGUCUCUAUGCUAAGGUCUAGUGCGAGAAGGGUUAAAAGUAAGCCAAGGAGAGCAGAUAACCAAAGGAGAAAAUGCAGGGUUUUGCAUAGGAUGACACGUAAAGGUGAAGAGGUGUCAAACUCCGUCACUAUGGAUGAUACAGACCUGGCGACAGCAGGUACACACUCAUCCGAAAAUGGCUUGUCGAGGCAGCUGUUACGCAGCUACUCUUGCCCAGAGAUUCCUUCUCUGCAUUCACAGCAUCACAGCAGGAGCCACACACCACACCAGCAUCAGUCUUCACACACUUCUUUUGUCCAUCAUACCCACAAAUCCUUACAUCGGGCUCGGCGGCACACAGUCUGCAGUAUAGAAGUGGAGAGAGAGAUUGCACCUCUCUGCCUUCGUAAGGAGGUGUACCCGUCCAGAAGAUCUCUCCCGUAUGAUGGCAUUACUCAAAGCCUGUCUCCCAGUCUUGCACCGUCUCCCAGCACUUCUCUCUCAGCUCUUGCCUCCUGUUUCCUUUCAAGCCCCCUGGCUUUCCUUUCUAAGAAAGUUGACAGCAGGGGAGCUGUUGCCAGCCCCAGCACUUCCAGUCAUGUUCCCUCUCCCACCUCCUCUUCUUCUGUAUACCCGCGGAGCCCCACAUGGCGCCUCUCAGCAUUCCUCCAAAGAAGUGACUCCUCUAGUGCUAGCAUGGACUCUAGUAGGAGUGGGAUUCCUUUGGAGUGUGAGAUCGGGAGAAGACAACAGAGUGAAGAGGAGGAUGAUGGCGAGAACACAAGCUCAUCCAGCCAGGAGUUUGAAGAUGUAGGGCUGAGAGAAGAAAAGGCUUUGUCUGAUUCUGAAAUCAAGGUGGUGCAAAAGCAUGAGCAAAGAGGGAAGGUGUCGUCCAUUAGAAUUCGGAAAACUUUACCCAAACCUCAGAACAACCUGACACCCAUGGGCCUGCCCAAACCCAUUAGGCCGAAAAAGAAGGAGUUUAGUUUGGAAGAGAUUUACACCAAUAAGAAUUUCAGCAAACCCCCUGAAAGCCGGCUUGAGACCAUAUUCGAGGUGCCUCUCAAUCGGCGGAAUGGCUCCGAGUCCUGGUUUGGACAGAGGCGUGUCAAGCGAUUUUUGGAAUUCUUGGAGGUUGGCGAGGUCAGAAAACCAAAGAAGCCACUUGUUGGUGUUGGAAAGGCAGGUAUUUCGUCUUCCAGGACAAGACGAGGGGGCUUCCCUAAAGAUGAACCGUCCCUCAGUGUGCAGGAUGUGGACUCACUUCUCUGUGCCAAACUUGAUCAGCUGAAUUUGUGGUUGAUUCGUGAUCAGAAAGACAGUUGACAGGUGCCUCUUAAAUGUUGAUUGUUUGGCAGCCAUUAAAAAAUACAAGGCAUGAGUUAAUGCUCUUCAUGACUAUUUCUAAUUUUUCAACAUGAAGAUUCAAAGCUGAGUCUUCCAGCUCUUUUUUUGUCAGCACAAUCAGUGUAACAUUGUUGUGGUGACAAAUUGUUAUUGAAGAAUUACAUUUUCACUCUGUAGCAUGUGUAACCUGCAAGUUGAAGAACACAUCACAGCACCAUAAAUGUGUUGCCUCAUUGAUAUUGCUUAUAAACAUAAUAGUUAAAUGCAUUAUACAGUAAAUACUGCACUCAAACCUCUGCCGUCCAUUAUCUCCCUGGCCACUUUCCAUCUGCGAUAAGUGAAACUGUUGAGAAUCAAAUGUUGACGACCUCGAUUCAAACACGUGUACAGUAUCAGCAUUUUCAUUAUAUCUUCAGUUAUCUCAGACUAAUCAGAAUGUUACAAAUCUGGGCAACUCCCCUGCAUGGGUGACGACACUGUUUUGUUGCAAUGUUUCUUUUCAAAUACGACAUAAGUGAUAGUGACCUUGCAGCAUAGUUAGUUAUUUUAUAAAGGCAGCUAUUUUUUGUUUAAACGCUGAAUAUAACGUAAACAUGCCAGCAAGAGAUUCAUACACGUUGCAACCAAUUUCUCAACCAAGUUUCUGUCCUCAAGUUUGAUGUAGUCAAAUGUGUCUGCAAGCAGCAUGGGCUGUGCGAGUCAUUUUACUCAGCUCAUGGCAGACCCUGUCCAAUUAUUCAGUUAAUUGUGUUUUGUGAAUUCAUGGCUAAAGAGGUUCUUUUGUAUAAAAUCUACCUUUUAGAAACAAUAGACACUCCAGAGAGCAUUUCUAAUCAAAAGUGGAGAUUUCACUGCUAGUUGGCUUUUUAUUACCUGUGGUUCUCUGGAUUGUUUUGUGGUGUCUAUAUUUGUAUUUCAAAUGUAACUUCUUGAUAAACUGCCUAUGUAUGUACUUUUUUGACAGAUUUUUAUGUGGUUGCCUUAACUGUAAGAUUUUUUUGUUUAGAUGUUUUGUAGGUCUAUUUGUAAUUGUCGCUGUUUUUAUGACAGCAUGUCAAGAUGCUUCAAGCAGCUCAGAGCACACGCGUUUCUGUUGUUUUAUUAUAAAAUUGUUUCUUUUUAUGUUGGUGUAAAAGUACAACAUAUUGAUACAUUUUACAUUAAUAAAGCUAAUAUGGUAACAAUGCAAUAAUGCCAAGGUAAUGUUGGCAACGAGCAGGAUCUUAUUAUAUUCUGAAGAAGCACUGCCAUCCCAUUUUAUUAAAUUGUGGACCCAAUCCUUGACAGACAUGUGUAUGUUGAUACUUUUUAAGUUGACAGAUUGAGUAAUUUAUUGUUUUUGUAGUAUCUGUAAGUAUAUACAGCAUCUAAAAAUGUUAAAUUGUACUGCCAUUUAAAGUGCAAACAUAUUAAGGAUUGGGUCAUUACUUGAGAAUGACAAUUCAAAUCUUUAAUAUACUGUAUAAUGUAUAUGUGUCAUGUAGUGCCAUGUCCCAAACUAUAGUCAUGCUGGAUUUUAUAUGUUCAUUUAGAAUUUUGAUUGUCCAUAUGUUCAUAUAUUGUUAAAUAAAUAUUACAGCGUAUAAAAAAA